UUGGCAGUCGGCGCAGUCACAUCGUGUGAUUUUCGGAUCUAUUAGUAUUACACAAAUUACUCGUAGUCGUAGUCGUGGAAACAACAAGAACACGAACGCCACUGAAGACGUGGCUGUGUGCAUCGCCUCUCGCGUAGGACGGUUACAAGCUGCUAAAGUACGCGUGUGUUCAUUAGGCCUAGUAUGGAGUCGGCCUGCUGUGUCGCACACGUCAGCAGCGCCUCAGCUACCGCCGUGCGACGUACAGCCAAAGCCUUACGAAGGUAUGAGCUACGAGCGAGCCAUGUCGGUGAGAAAGAAGCACGUCAGCCCCGGCUACCUCACCUACUACAGGCAGCCGGUGAUGAUCUGCCAGGGACACAUGCAGUACCUGUGGGACACCAGCGGCAAGCGAUACCUUGACCUCUUCGGCGGAAUCGUCACCGUCAGCGUCGGUCACUGUCAGCCCAAGGUCAAGCAGGCGCUGCGCGACCAGAUGGACCUUCUCUGGCACACGACGAACAUCUACCUGCACCCGAAGAUCCACGAGUACGCCGAGAAGCUGGUGGCGCGUCUCCCCGGCGACCUCAAGGUGUGCUACUUCACGAACAGCGGCUCGGAGGCGAACGAACUCGCCGUGAAGAUGGCGCGCCUGCACACGGCGCGCCACGACGUCGUCGCGCUCCGCAACGCCUACCAUGGCGCGAGCCCCUACACCGUCGCUCUCACGGCGAGCAGCAACUGGCAGUACAACCUUCCGCGUACGUCCGCUGUCGUCCACGCCGUCAACCCGUAUUUGUCACAGAAAUAUAACAGCGCGCAGCUAGCUAGAAAUGCACGCAUGCGCCUAGCUUUGUGGCUAAAAGGCUAG
This is a messenger RNA of Priapulus caudatus, 850 nucleotides long. RefSeq names its product alanine--glyoxylate aminotransferase 2 homolog 1, mitochondrial-like. Gene Ontology annotation, molecular function: pyridoxal phosphate binding; L-alanine:glyoxylate transaminase activity. Gene Ontology annotation, cellular component: mitochondrion. Gene Ontology annotation, biological process: glyoxylate catabolic process. Lineage: Eukaryota; Metazoa; Priapulida; Priapulimorpha; Priapulimorphida; Priapulidae. The record is from RefSeq and is a predicted model, not a curated record.